Molecule: messenger RNA, 1836 nt
Organism: Naegleria gruberi
Lineage: Eukaryota; Heterolobosea; Eutetramitea; Acrasida; Naegleriidae
Exons: 1
Coding region: 183-1820 (545 amino acids)
Source: RefSeq, a predicted model, not a curated record
AUUAUCCUUCCUAAACUCUGAGGAUUCUCUGACCAACAACACAAAACAGCAAGACAAACGAAUAGCAAAACUUGUUUAGAGAAUUUAAUUGUACACAAACCAAUAACACUUAGUAUCCCGAGCGAAUAUAAUCAUAUAAUUGUAUCAUAUAUAAUUUAUUAGAACACAUAACAAUAGAGAAAAUGAUAAAGACAAAUUCUACAACAUCCAAUUCUACUACUACUACCAAUGUAAAUAAGCCAGUUUUUACAAUUCCUGCCUCUUUCCUUGCCGAAACAUCUCUUUCCUCCCUUGCCAAGUCAGCAUUUGUUCAAGAGAAGAAGAAUCAAGUCAAUAAUAAGAAGACUUUACCAAUGAACAAAUCUACUUCCACAUCUACUAAUAACAAGACUAAUAAUAACACUACAUCGAGCCAUAAUCAAUAUACUACUACAACUACCAAUAAUAACAACAAUACAUCCACUUCAUCAUUUGCUGCUAAAAAGCCAACAGGUCUUCACCUUAUUUCACUGGAGGAAAAGUUGCAAAUGUCUUCAUCCACCACAACUAGUAAUAAUGCAUCAACAACAGUUAAAUCUCCACAAACUACUACCUCAACAAAGACUAAGAAUACACCAAAGAAGAAGAAACAAACUAAGGAAACAGCUGUUCCUCAAAUUGCCCUUGAAAAAUCUCCUUCCACUCCUAAGGACCUUAAAGGAAAACACAACUCCGAUCAAGAAGUAUUCAGUGAUUGUGAGGAGUUGGAAGAUAGAGCUACUGUAAUUCUCCUCUCUGCACGUUCAAAAUACAGUACAACAUUAACCUCACCAAGAAGCUCACUCUCUUUGGCUUCAUCUACAUCCUCUGAUGAUUGUAGCAGUGAAGCUUAUCAGAGUGCACAAAAAGCUAAACUUGCUUCUUUGGAUGAAGAAGAGGAAUAUCAAGCCAAGACUUCGAAUGUCAAAUUGAAAAAGUCCAAUCAAAAGUUGAAAAAACGUGUUCAAACCUUGACUGAAGAACACAAUGCAGCAUUGGAACAGCUUUCCAAGCUUCAAGAAGAAUUGGUCUCAUUAAAGACCAAUUUUGAAAAGCAAUUGGAAGAAUCCAAGACUUCUUCCACCAAGAAGAUUGAUAUUUUGAUUGAUAGAACUCAACACUUCAAGGCCAAAAUGAAGAAGACAAGAGAAGAAUUGGAUCAAAUUGAAGUUAGUGUAAUUACUCCACUUCGUCAAUCAUUGGAAAAGAAGAGUGCUGAAUUUGAGGCAAUUAUUGAAUCAAUGAAGACCCAAUUGAAGGAGCAACAUGACCAUGAUGAAAUUUCAUGGAAACGUAUUUUGAAUGAAAAGGAAUUGGAUUUUGCAACAAAAUUAGAAUUGGUGCAAAAGGAACAACAAACAGCUCUUCAAACUGAACUCUCAUUGCGUUCAGAUUUGGAAAAGAUUGUCCAAGCAAGAACUGAAGAAGUUACAAGUUUAAAGGAGACAUUCAAAACUAUUCAACAACUUUUGGAAACAAAGAAGAUUGAGGAACAAGACUUGUUGAAAAAGUCUACAUCUCGCGAAGAAGAACUUUUAAAUUUACUCCACCAAAAGGAAUUGGAAAAUCAAAGAAUUAUGCAAGAAAAUGCAAUGCUCAAGAAGCAGGUUGAAUCUCUUUCCAAAGCCAUCCCAAAGAGUGUUGAAGUAGCCGAAUGGAAGCAACAAUUGGCCAUUCCUCAAAGAGUUGAAGUUGACAAGUCUGCUCCAGCCUCUCUCAGUGUGUGGAGACAGAUGCACGGAAAUUCACGAACAAAUAAUGCUCUUCGUGGUACUUUGGCCAACUUUUUAAAUAAAUGUUAAUCCAAUUUUUGAUAAA